Guillardia theta CCMP2712 is the source of this 996-nucleotide messenger RNA. RefSeq lists its product as hypothetical. Bases 1 to 996 code for a protein of 331 amino acids. Lineage: Eukaryota; Cryptophyceae; Pyrenomonadales; Geminigeraceae. The transcript has 12 exons. Gene Ontology annotation, molecular function: protein binding. The record is from RefSeq and is a predicted model, not a curated record.
AUGGCUGACAGCAAGGAAGACCCGCUGAGGGGCGUGCAGCGGUUCAGCCCAUCGGAGGCGAGGAGGAACGAGCUGAUGGAGAUCCGGAGGAGGAAUGACGAGAAGCUGUCGCAGCAGAAGGAGAAGAGGAGAGGGGAUGGAGGUGUGGUUGCCGGAGGAGGGGUGUUGGGGGGAGGAGCACGUGAGGUUAAUCUCGGACGAUUGCAUUCAGCGAGGAUUCGUGCCGAUCAAGCUGAAAAAGACCGACAACAUGCACUCCUGUGUGAGGAAGCAAAGAAGAAAGAGAAAGAGAAGCUUGAGAUGAAGAAACAGAUCCAAAGGAUGAAGAGUAUGAAGAACGAGCAGCUGGAAAAUAAGAGGAACCAAGAUCUUUCGGAGACAGUGAGAGCAGCAUGGAGUUCGCGAGAUUCUGCAGGAAAGGACUUGGCCGACGAAGCAGAUAGCGAGGAGCUUGCACUUCAGAAGGCGCUUGAAGAGUCCAUGAAGAUAUCUUCAGGCGAGCGAAAGGCGACGGCUCCGGCCAAUCGGAUAAAACGUUGCGAGUGGUGUGAUAGCAUCCUCAUGCAAGACUGGAAAACAAGCUGUUGUGCCGCCUGCAGUGCAAUCCGUGAGGACAGCAUUGAUGCUUUCUCAGAGCAGAGAAGUUCUCCUGACGACCAGCGAGGGACAGCACCGACUAGCCAUGAGAAGGCACCUGCCGGCACAGAGGCUGAUGUUGACGAGGACUAUGAGCUGCUGGAAGAACCUCCGACGACAGCUGACUGCAUCGUCGUGCGAUUUCGUCUUCCUUCUGAGAAAGAGAUCACAAGGAGGUUCCGGGCAUCAGACCCGCUGCAGGCACUCUACAGCUUCCUGCCAACCCACGGGCUCGACCCAAUAGCGCAUGACGUGUGGCUCUCGUACCCGCGGCAGGUCAUCCCGCGAGUCCGAGAUGUCGCCAUCCAAGACUUGCAAGGAAGCGCCGGAGGGUUCAAGGUACAUGUGGUCAGAAAGUGA